AUGACCUACGAUCCAGAGAAUGCAAUGGGAGAAGCUAGGGCCGAUGCGCCCGUGGAGGCAGAAAAGGAGCAUGAAGCAACGCAGACCACCGUUAAAGAAAGCACACUAGGUUAUGAUAAUUCUUCCGACCCAAGCAGGAGGGAUUCCUAUCGCCCCACGAAAUUACAAAGUAAUUUGACUAUUGUUAGCUGUUACAUUGCCAAUUUCAGCGAUGGAUUCCAGAACAGUCUUGCCAAUCCUACCAAUGUGAUCUUCAAAAAGCUACUAGGGACGGACGGAUAUCCCUCGGAGAUGCAGACACGGAUUAGCAAUUCGCUCCUAAUCGGUGCUAUUCUCGGUGUGCUCGCACUGGGAUACACAUCAGAUAUGUUUUCACGACGAGCUGGGCUACUAUUCACCUCUGGGCUCGUAGCGAUCGGGACUCUGAUGUCUACACUUGCGCUGCAAGUACACCCGACGUACAACAUGCUCUGGUAUUUUGUGAUAGUGCGAGGUAUCGCCGGUUUCGGUGUUGGAGGCGAGUAUCCUCCUAGUGCAGCAGCAGGAAUCGAGGAAUCAGACGAUUUUAAAAGAAAAUACCGUGGACCACUAUUUGUCUCCUUCACCACACUGAUGGCCACCUCAGCUGCGCCCAUUCAGAUGAUCGUGUAUCUUAUCUGUCUCAUCGCCAGCAAUGACAACCUCCCAGUCACUUUCCACGCCAUAUACUCGAUUGCCACGAUCCUGCCCGUAAUAAUCAUGGUCCUACGUUUCUUCAUGACCGACUCAACACUAUUCCACUACUCGAACUUCAAACGCCAGAAACGACCUCUCAAAUUCUACCUACUCUUACUGAAACGCUAUAGAUGGCGUCUCUUCACCACAUCCCUCGCAUUCUUCCUGUACGACUUCAUCAACUUCCCCAACAGCAUCAUGUCCAGCACGAUCAUCAACUCCCUAGUCAAGGACCACAACAUCCGCACCACCGCAAUCUGGCAAGUCAUCCUCGGCGCCCUCCCAGUGCCAGGCGUGAUCGUAGGCGCCUGGCUAACCAACGCAAUCGGCCGCCGAUACACCGGUAUCCUAGGAUUCGCCGGCUACAUGGUCCUCGGGUUCGUAAUCGGCGGUACAUUCCCCCAUCUAUCGAAGAACAUGCCCGCAUUCGUGGUCCUGUACGGCCUGCUACAAGCCCUAGGUCACAUGGGACCCGGUGCGACCAUCGGAUUGAUUUCAACGGAGUCGUUUCCCACUGCUAUGCGUGGUAUGGGGUAUAGUAUUGCUACGGCGUUCGGGAGGACUGGUGCUGCGGUGGGAACGCAGUGUUUUACGCCGUUGCAGGAAAGGGCAGGGAAACAGUCCACUUUCUAUCUGGCAGGUGGAAUUGCUAUUCUGGGGAUGAUUGUGUAUUGGUUUUUGCCUGAGAGUAGUGAGUUGAAUUUGGAGGAGGAGGAUAGGGACUUGAGUGUGUUUUUGGCUGAGAAUGGCUUUCCUAUGGAGAAAGCUUAA
This is a messenger RNA of Aspergillus oryzae RIB40, 1485 nucleotides long. RefSeq lists its product as uncharacterized. Gene Ontology annotation, molecular function: carboxylic acid transmembrane transporter activity. The transcript has 3 exons. Gene Ontology annotation, cellular component: plasma membrane. The record is from RefSeq and is a predicted model, not a curated record. Bases 1 to 1485 code for a protein of 494 amino acids. Lineage: Eukaryota; Fungi; Ascomycota; Eurotiomycetes; Eurotiales; Aspergillaceae. Gene Ontology annotation, biological process: transmembrane transport; carboxylic acid transport.